Molecule: messenger RNA, 1283 nt
Organism: Paramacrobiotus metropolitanus
Lineage: Eukaryota; Metazoa; Tardigrada; Eutardigrada; Parachela; Macrobiotidae
Exons: 4
Coding region: 236-898 (220 amino acids)
Source: RefSeq, a predicted model, not a curated record
GUUUAUAAAUACGAGCCUAGCUGGUGAAACUUGCAAGUACGGUUCAUAAAUCCAAAUUUUAUUUUUAACAUUUUUAACAGGAAUUUGACUUCUGAAAUUUUCAUACGCAGUGCUUUAAAAUAUUUAAGAGCGACUUUCUGCUUUAGAUGUUCAAAAUUUAAACGGCUCCAUAGCCUUUCCUGAUAGUUUCAUAGUUCAGCCUCGAUUUUCUAAUUUUUCUUAUUUGGAUGCUGAAAUGGACAAUCGAGCAAUGAAACUGCAAACUCCUGAGUCGAUGGACCUUUCAAGCAAGGAAAUGGACACUGUUGACAAGCUCAAAAAGCAGACUAAGGUUAUCCAACAGGAAUGCGAUGUGAAGGAACGGGAUAUUCGAGAGCGUCGAGGAGCUUUACUGAAGAUAAAUGACGAAGUUGAUAAGCUGUCCGUGGAAAACAUUAGCCUAGAACGGGAGAACCGAAAAAAGGAUGACCUCAUCAGAAACAUGGAAAGCGAGGUGGACGCAGUGAAUGUUAGCGUUAAAAGCUUGGAAAAGAAACUGUCGGAGGCUAAAGCAUCUUCGAACUUUCUGGCGGAUAUAUUUGGAGAUAGAGCGAAUGAUGUGCGAGCCCUGUUGGAUGAAUGCGACUGGGACACGGACCGACUGGAUGCACUUUUAAUGGAGUCCAGUACCUUGUUGGGCAAUUCGCAGUCGAUGGAGAAGACCAAAGAACGUUAUUUCAAAAAACUUGCGAAUGAAUACCACGGUUUGGCUCGGGAAAAAGACAGUUUGCAUGCCCGUCGACACGAACUAGCACGAAAAUUAAUAUCCGCUCAGCGCGAUUCGGAUUUGGGCAAUGGAAUAACUCGUUUCGAUCGCAGAAGUGCAUGGGAGCAUCGUAUUUCACAGCUUAAAGAUUGAAGGGAUACACGGUCAUGCGUCUUUUUUCAGACAUUGUGGGAAUUGAGCAAUAUUGCUUUUCUUUCCGUUCUUCGUUUUACCGAAGUUUUUAGGUGUGUCUUUGCCUUUUGGUUUGUAUUUACAGCGUAAGUAUUCAACGUUGUUGGGUCGUCGAAGAUGUGCUUAUCCGUCCACCACCCGAGUUUUUGCUCCGAAUGUCAUUAUGCGCUAGCGUUAAUAUGAAGCAUUGGUACGAAAUGGGCGCAGAUCGGCAGUUAUGUUUUUUUUCACCAAUUCACGAAUAGUCUGCACGAAGUUUAGUAGGUAUAACACGUAAAAAGAUAAAAAUGAAUAUCAUCAUCAUAGCACGUAAACGUAAUCCAAGAAACUACUACCAAACUAAACU